AAUUUCACUCAAUUAAAAAAAAAUGGUACACUUUUUUUACUAAUUGUAUUCAAAUACAAAUAAUUAUUCAUAUGUACAAACACCUCUUACGUAGUAUAUUACUUACUCUAUGAAACACCUAUGUACGAGUGCUGAUAAGAUCACUAAGUUAUGAAAUAAUAAGUAUUAAAAACUUCAGUUCAAAAUAAAUCAAAUAACUAUCUCGAAAUGGUUGAUAUAAACAAAUAUCUCGAAAGUCAACUAGCACUGGCUAAACUAAGAUCUGAGUGUAAAUCUAAGAAAGAUGGUGUUUCUUUAAAAAGUAGAACUGCAGCUGAUCAUAUUUCGAAAAGACAGGUAAAAAAAUUUGCAAAAGUUUCUCAAAAAGAAAAAGUAGAUCAAAAGUCAAAGUUACCUCAACUGGAACUAAACAAAUCGGAUCUUAAAACAGAACCAGCUGUAAGUGCUUCUAUAGCAGAGAAUUCUGACGACGAUGAGGAUUAUGUGCCGUCGGAAGAUGAAGACGAAACUAUUCACUUAUGUCCUUUAAAAGUUUCAUCUCGCGCCAAAGAGUCCGUACAGAAGAUCAUUGAUGAUGGUGACACAAGUUUUUACAAUGAAAGGAUUAAGACUUGGCGGCACAAUUUGGCCAUGGCUUGUGCAGGAGAUAACAAGGUAGAACCUUUAUCAGCUGAUAUUCGGUAUAUACUCAACGGAAAUGAAGAUCCAGAAGAAAAUCACGAACUUCAGAAUGGUUACCUGGUGCCUAAUUAUAUUUGGAAACAGUUGUAUAAAUUUCAGAGAACUGGAGUGAAAUGGUUGUGGGAAUUACAUCAAGUGCAAUCUGGGGGUUUACUGGGAGACGAAAUGGGGUUAGGCAAAACUAUACAAAUAAUAGCAUUUUUAACAGGACUCUCAAAAACGAAUUCAGGUAGUUGGGAUGGCCUUGGACCCAGUAUAAUUGUAGCACCGGCAACAGUUAUUUAUCAAUGGGUUUCGCAUUUUCACUACUGGUGUCCCCAUUUACGAGUAGCUGUGCUUCACCACACGGGUUCACACAGUGGAAAUCACAACAAACUUGUUAGGGAUAUAUAUGCUUCUCACGGUAUAUUAUUAUUGACAUAUGCUGGUAUUGUAAAGUAUCACAAAGAAAUAAUGGCCAGAAAAUGGCAUUAUCUAAUUUUAGAUGAGGGGCAUAAAAUCAGGAAUCCAGAUACUCAAGUUAGCAAACUUAUAAAGAAAAUACAGACACCGCAUAAACUAAUUAUAACUGGUUCUCCACUUCAGAAUAGUUUGCAAGAGCUGUGGUCUCUGUUUGACUUUAUGAAACCAGGCCUUUUAGGAACAUACAAUACAUUUAUGAUACAUUUUGCUCAACCCAUUACCCAAGGAGGAUAUGCCAAUGCAACUGAAAUGCAAGAAGCAACUGCAUUAGAGAUAGCAAAAGCAUUAAAAAAUAUUAUAACACCUUACAUGUUAAGGCGUAGUAAAACUGAAGUUCAAGACCAUAUUAAACUACCUGAAAAAAAUGAGCAGGUCCUAUUUUGUGCACUGACAGUAGAACAAAAAGAUUUAUACUUGGGUUACCUUAUGGGUAGUACAGUAAGAAGUAUUUUAGACAAGGAAAAUAAAUAUGGCGAUCCUCUGAGAGCAAGAGUGUUGGUGGCCUUAACAACAUUACGAAAAAUAUGCAACCACCCAGACUUAUACCUUUAUGAAGCUCAAGAAGACUGUGAACAAGUUGAUGCUGACAAGUUUGGUCACUGGAAAAGAUCUGGUAAAAUGUCAGUAGUAAAUUCAUUACUUAAAAUUUGGCAAAAGCAAGGACAUAGGGCACUCAUAUUUACACAGUCAAGGGCUAUGUUGUGUAUUUUAGAACAAUAUUUGCAAAACCAAAAAUACAAAUAUUUAAAGAUGGAUGGAUCUGUUAGUGUUGGUCAAAGACAAAACCUAAUUAGGACAUUUAACGAAAAACCAGAAUACUUGGUUUUUCUAGCCACUACAAGAGUGGGAGGCUUAGGAGUAAACUUAACAGGUGCAGACCGAGUUAUUAUUUAUGACCCUGAUUGGAACCCAGCCACAGACGAUCAAGCUAAAGAAAGAGCUUGGAGAAUAGGUCAGGCAAGAAAUGUUACUGUUUAUAGGCUUCUUUCAGCGGGAACAAUUGAAGAAAAAAUCUAUCAAAGACAAAUAUUUAAACAUUUUCUAAGUAACAAAAUUUUACUAGAUCCCAAUCAAAAAAAUGUACUCAGUACAAGUACUUUACAAGGGCUUUUCUCACUGGAAGAGCCAAAUUUUGAAGGUGAUACUGAGACGGCUUCAUUAUUUAAACACACAAAAAUAAAUGUAAGUAACUCUAAAAACACAAAAGAUAAAACUCAUUCGAGAAAUGAUUUGCAUCUGAAAAAAUUAGAAGCAAUGAAAAAAAUGGCAAAAGCUAUAAGUAAAAAAAUAUCACAGGAUUCAGUGGAAUAUAAAAAUAAUGUUGAAGUGAAAGAUCCUAGAAUAGAAUACAAAAGAAAACAAGAUAUAUUGAGAGAUCCACCAGUAAUUGAAACACCUGAAAUUAAUUUAGUUGAUGACAAAGAGACAAAUGUCCCCUUUGAACAUGUGUUAUCAGAAUUAGAUAUAAUCAAUAUGCAUAUAAAAAAAGACUAUGAAGAAACUUUAAUCAAAAAUGUCUUGAAAAAUACAAAUCCAGAAGAGAAAGAAAUUGAUGAUGAUAUCGAGCCAUCUGAUACAAGUCAUAUUAAUAUCAAUGAAUCUUCCAAAGUUGUAACAUCCUCUUAUAAUGAUAAUUCAAAGCAAGUGUGUAAUAAAAAUAUUAAUAAUAUUAAAAAAGGCCAUAAAAGAAAGCACACCAGUUUGAUGGAUGAAAAAGUGGAAAAUUUAGUAACUGUUAAAAAAGUAAAAAAGAAAGUACAUAAAAGCGAAAUACAAUCAGGUAGUGAUGAUGACUAUGUUUUAAGUAAAUUAUUUGCUAAAGCAGCAGUAAAAAAUGCUUUGCAGCAUGAUGUAGUUGUGGGUUUAGCAGAAAAAGAAAAAAGACAUAGAAUGAAAGAAGAAGCUGAGAAAAAAGCAAAAGAUGCAGUUCGAGCUUUAAAGUUUUCUUCCACAUAAAAUUAGUUAAUUAGGCUAUAUUUUAAAUAUAAUUUAUCUUUCAAAAUAAAUUCGUUUUUAUAUUCGA
This is a messenger RNA of Manduca sexta (tobacco hornworm), 3166 nucleotides long. RefSeq names its product DNA excision repair protein ERCC-6-like. Lineage: Eukaryota; Metazoa; Arthropoda; Insecta; Lepidoptera; Sphingidae. Gene Ontology annotation, molecular function: ATP binding; ATP-dependent chromatin remodeler activity. The transcript has a single exon. The coding region runs from base 208 to 3099 and encodes 963 amino acids. Gene Ontology annotation, biological process: transcription-coupled nucleotide-excision repair. Gene Ontology annotation, cellular component: nucleus. The record is from RefSeq and is a predicted model, not a curated record.